GGAAGGAUCAUUGAUGGAGGUGAGGAGGGGAAAGAUCAUUGAUGGAGGUGGGGAGGGAAGGCCCAAUGAUGGAGAGGGGAAGGGAGGCUCAUUGAUGGAGUUGGAGAGGGAAGGCUCAUUGAUGGAGGUGGGUGGGAGGGAAGGCUCAUUGAUGGAGUUGGAGAGGGAAGGCUCAUUAAUGGAGGUGGGGAGGGAAGGCUCAUUGAUGGAGGUGGGGAGGGAAGGAUCAUUGAUGGAGGUGGGGAGGGAAGGCUCAUUGAUGGAGGUGGGGAGGGAAGGAUCAUUGAUGGAGGUGGGCAGGGAAAGCUGGUCUGUGUAUUCCAUUCCAAUAGAAAAGCUACUGGAACUCAAACUUCUGAAAAAGUGAAU
This is a messenger RNA of Staurois parvus, 369 nucleotides long. The record is from the annotation of a GenBank genome assembly. NCBI's taxonomy places the organism in Eukaryota, Metazoa, Chordata, Amphibia, Anura, Ranidae.